AUGGCUUGGAUGCGUGUGCUUCUGUUGACCUUGCUGCCCUCAGUGCUGAUCCUGUUCGUCUUCCCUGGGACUGAAAGUGCAGCUGUGAAAGAUGGAGACGACACUGACGUUCAAGGAUCAUUUCAGAGGGUUUUUCUGCCAGAGUCAGAUGCCUCAAAUUUCUUUAAACGCCGUGGCCGCAGGUCUGUGAGGCACUACGCAGAAAUGAUCGCGGAGCAGAGGCAGUAUUUGGCACAGGCUGAACGCAGAAGAGAAUUCUAUGAGGACAGAAGGAGCAAGUAUGAGAACUUUGUUGAGGAGGAGCGCAAUGAGCAGUAUGAGAGGAACCGAGAGAAGACUGAGCAGUGGAGGGAGUACAACUACGACGGACUCUACCCACGAUACCCCCACCAUCGCCCUGCCAUCUAA
Molecule: messenger RNA, 408 nt
Organism: Chanos chanos (milkfish)
Lineage: Eukaryota; Metazoa; Chordata; Actinopteri; Gonorynchiformes; Chanidae
Gene: ucmaa
Product: upper zone of growth plate and cartilage matrix associated a
Exons: 5
Coding region: 1-408 (135 amino acids)
Biological process (GO): regulation of osteoblast differentiation; embryonic skeletal system development
Cellular component (GO): extracellular matrix
Source: RefSeq, a predicted model, not a curated record